CGGACGUCGACGAACCGUAGUUGGAGGACUCCUCAAUCGCUAUUACCAAUGGGACUGAACGACGACGAACCAUGCCAUGCUCACGCCUGCGCAAUCCAAAACUGCAUCCAAAAGAACGGCUUUAACCAAAACAAAUGUGAAGGCCUGAUAGACAAGCUCUACGAAUGCUGCGCACGGUUCUACAAGGAGAAUCCAGAUGGGACGACACUGACAUGUCCGAAACCGCGAUUAUUGGGGUUGAAGCUGAAGCAACGGGCGGAUGAGAAGAAAGCGGGAACGCAUGGUGCGAUCGAGUUGGAGCAUAGAUGGCGUUAAGAUCAGGACAGUGAUACCCAGGAGAAUCAGAGAUCACAAUUUGUAC
Molecule: messenger RNA, 361 nt
Organism: Saitoella complicata NRRL Y-17804
Lineage: Eukaryota; Fungi; Ascomycota; Saitoellomycetes; Saitoellales; Saitoellaceae
Product: DUF1903-domain-containing protein
Exons: 3
Coding region: 49-315 (88 amino acids)
Cellular component (GO): mitochondrial intermembrane space
Source: RefSeq, a predicted model, not a curated record